Ochlerotatus camptorhynchus is the source of this 774-nucleotide messenger RNA. RefSeq lists its product as uncharacterized. The transcript has a single exon. Gene Ontology annotation, molecular function: nucleic acid binding. The record is from RefSeq and is a predicted model, not a curated record. Bases 1 to 774 code for a protein of 257 amino acids. Lineage: Eukaryota; Metazoa; Arthropoda; Insecta; Diptera; Culicidae.
AUGCAGAAGAUCGAAGGAGACUGCGAGGAAGAGUUGACGGAUUCCAGGACCCGCUGGAACUUCAAUCCUCCAAGUGCACCUCACAUGGGCGGUAUUUGGGAGCGGUUGGUUCGCUCGGUGAAAGCAGCGUUGGAGGUGCUCAACGACGGACGACGAUUGACGGACGAGGUGUUGCUGACUGUGUUGGCGGAGGCUGAAGACCUGAUCAACUCUCGUCCCCUGAUGUACUGUGGUCUCGCACCGAAUGCGGGAGAAGCCCUCACGCCGAACCAUUUUGUGAAGGGAAUCGGGGCGAUUGGUAAAGCGGAAGUGGUUCCCCAAACAAAUGAAGCAGAAGCUUUGCGGGACAGCUUCAAACGGUCCCAAGCGUUGGCAGAUCAGCUGUGGAAGAGAUGGGUGUCGGAAUAUUUGCCCACGAUCAACAAGCGAUCGAAGUGGCAUUCGGAGGCACAACCAGUUAGUGGUGGAGACCUGGUUUACAUCGCAGACGAAGGAACGCGGAAGAGCUGGACACGGGGCAUGGUGUUGGAAGUCUACCCAGGAGCAGAUGGAAGGAUUAGGCAGGCGUUGGUGAAGACGGCGAAAGGAGAGUACAGGCGCCCGGUAACGAAAUUGACGGUGCUGGAAAUCCAGGAUAGUAAAUCUGGCUCCAUGGAGGGACCAUCACCAGAAUUACGGGGAGGGGGUAUGUGCGCACCGCCGAGCACUGGUCACAUACCUUGCGCCGUGCCGUACCUGUGGAGCGCAAUGAACGUUGCGCCUAAACGUCAAUGA